Messenger RNA from Gigantopelta aegis, 7973 nucleotides. Its product is annotated as transmembrane protein adipocyte-associated 1 homolog. Gene Ontology annotation, molecular function: G protein-coupled receptor activity. The record is from RefSeq and is a predicted model, not a curated record. The transcript is spliced from 11 exons. The coding region runs from base 226 to 1389 and encodes 387 amino acids. Gene Ontology annotation, biological process: G protein-coupled receptor signaling pathway. NCBI's taxonomy places the organism in Eukaryota, Metazoa, Mollusca, Gastropoda, Neomphalida, Peltospiridae. Gene Ontology annotation, cellular component: plasma membrane.
AGUUAGUAAGGAUAAAAAUAAAACAUCUUUCGGUCAACCCACUUCGUGAUUAAAUUUGUAGAAAGACAUGGACAUUUUGUAAAAUGACCUGUGUACAGUUAGAACAUGUUAUGACUGAAAUGUCAUGAUUGCAGUUAUGUGGUGCUGGAAGUGCUCUGAUAUUUGUUUAAUCAACAUUUCUCUGUAAAAAAAAAGUGUCUGGAAAUCUGCAGACUUUAAGACAACAUGGCUAAAGGCUCCAACAUUUUCUCGCAAGAUGGGUCCUCAGCAUCUGUCAAUGGAAGUAGCGCUAAACAUCUUGUACCGGUUCAGGUUCAUCCAAAUAACGGAUCCACUCCAUUUUCCAAUAUUGUCCAGCCACCAUGUCAAUGGAUUCUCAAUGAAGAUUUGGGAACUUCAAGAGUGCGGAUCUGGGAUCUCAUUAUUCUGAUACCCAACGUGUUGUUUAUGAUGUUCCUGCUGUGGCGAAUCCGUACAGCUGUCGCAAAGCUAAGGAACAGCAGCAGUCCCAUCUUCUUGGCUUUCUAUGGACUGGUUUUCAUUAUCGCAGUGAUCAGUGUUUUGAGGUGUAUCGUGUCUAUGACUGUGAAUGCUUCAAUGGAAGCUGGUGACAUUGCAGACAAGGCUCUGUGGUUGGUGUUGCGCUACUUCCUCCUCUUUACAGAAUUAUCAGUUGUCACAUUUGGAUUGGCUUUUGGUCACCUGGACAGCCACACGAGUAUUCGUCGUGUUCUGAUUGUCACAUCAACAAUCGCUUUGGCUUACUCGUGUACUCAGGGAACGUUAGAGUUUAAAUUUCCUGAUUCUAAUUUCCACAUGCGGAGAGACAACACGACGGAUGAUUUUGACAUCUUCGCACAUGGAGGGAUGAUCUUCUGGUUAUCAAGUUCACUCUUCUUCUUUCUUGUAUACUCUGUUAUUGUUAUUUUGCCUCUUUCCUGCUUGAAAACAAAACUGGCACUGCCAUCCAAGAAAUCCUUUUACUACUAUUGUUCCUUCCUUGCAAUUCUGAACCUAGCUCAGGCUAUAGGAAGUGCACUAUUAUAUGCCAAUGUGCGGAAUGGAAUGUGUGUGGUGGAUGUGACAUCUUACCUGUACUUCACAUGUUUUGAUCCGCUCAUCUAUGGAACAUUUUUGAGGGAAUUUUUUAGCACAUCGGUUCCUAGCAUCCCGUUCUCAUACAAACAUCAGGUUGAUGAGCUCACAGACGAAGACACCGUCAACAUGCCGUGUCAGCCUCCAUUUGACAAGGAAGAGACGGCCGCGUUUAGCAGCAGCUUUGACAGCACCCACUUCAACCGACAGAACAGUCUGACGUCCUCACCCGUCGGCUCCCUGAACAACGGCAACCUCACUCUCAAUUCCGACUACUACCAGGAUUCAGCGUAGAUGCACCGGUUUAGUCUUGUUAGGCUGAGUGUAUAGUUGGUCUGGUGGUGAUGUGCGUCUUCAGAGAGAAUCGUUAAUUGUAUUAUUGUUUGGUGUAUAAGAUCUGUCCACAGCUAUAGAAUAUCUUAAAGAGUGAGUGCGUCAGUAGCUGGUAUAUUUUCGUAGCAACUGAUAUGGAACUCACUUGUUUAUAUGGUUUGUCCACUGGUGGUGUAGAACUUACUUACAUACCAGUUCUGUCCACGGUUGGUAUCUGUACAGAUAACUUUAAGUGGAGUUCACUUUGCAUGUUUGCAUGGUCUGUUCACAGGUGGUAUAGAAUUCAGUUGUUUACAAUGUCUGUCCAAAGCUAGUGCCUGUACAGAUAACUGGUAUAGAACUCAAGUGUAGACAAUGUCAGUCCAAAGCUAGUGCCUGUACAGAUAACUGGUAUAGAACUCAAGUGUAGACAAUGUCAGUCCAAAGCUAGUGCCUGUACAGAUAACUGGUACAGAACUCGAGUGUAGACAAUGUCAGUCCAAAGCUAGUGCCUGUACAGAUAACUGGUAUAGAAUCAAGUGUAGACAAUGUCUGUCCAAAGCUAGUGCCUGUAGAUAACUGGUAUAGAACUCAAGUGUAGACAAUGUCUGUCCAAAGCUAGUGCCUGUACAGAUAACUGGUAUAGAACUCAAGUGUAGACAAUGUCUGUCCAAAGCUAGUGCCUGUACAGAUAACUGGUAUAGAACUCAAGUGUAGACAAUGUCUGUCCAAAGUUAGUGCCUGUACAGAUAACUGGUAUAGAACUCAAGUGUAGACAAUGUCUGUCCAAAGCUAGUGCCUGUACAGAUAACUGGUAUAGAACUCAAGUGUAGACAAUGUCUGUCCAAAGUUAGUGCCUGUACAGAUAACUGGUAUAGAACUCGUGUAGACAAUGUCUGUCCAAAGCUAGUGCCUGUACAGAUAACUGGUACAGAACUCAAGUGUAGACAAUGUCAGUCCAAAGCUAGUGCCUGUACAGAUAACUGGUACAGAACUCAAUUGUUUACAAUGUCUGUCCAAAGCUAGUGCCUGUAGAUAACUGGUACAUUUACUAGGUCUGUCCAUAUCUGGUAUCUGUACAGAUAACUAGUACAGAACUAGCUGGUUUAUAAAAUAUAUACAGAGACUGGUAUAGAACUUGAUCAUUUACAAGGUUUGUCCACAGCUGGUAUCUAUACAGUUAAAAGUUUGUUUUGUUUAUCAACACCAAUAGAGCACAUACAUUUCUUAAUUGUUGACCAUUGGAUGACAAACGUGGUAAUUCUGACAUAUAGUCAUAGAGAGGAAACCUGCUACAGUUUUCAUUAUAAGGUAUCUAUACAGAGUGGUAUAGAACUCCCUUGUUUACAAGGUCUGUUCACAGAUUUCGUCUGUACAGAGACUGACAUAGAACUUGCUUGCUUACAAGGUCUGUUCACAGAUUUUGUCUGUACAGAGACUGACAUAGAACUCAUUUGUUUAUCAGAUCAAAUUUAGCCUGUGUAAUUGAUACUGUUUUGAAAAAGUGCUGAAAUGACCAUUUGUUUUGACACAAAAUAAUUGGAGUUUAAAAUGUGUUUAGAUGUUGUUGAACAAAUAUUCCAGUCCUUUCCAUUGUUCCAAAUACCAAAUGAUUCUAUCCAGCUUGAUAACAGGACAGCCACAGUGUUAUUUAUGCUAUGUUUUUGUUUUGUCAUUGCCAGUUUCUUAGUAGAUGGAAUUACUAUUAAUAGCAAAUGGUUGUGGUAUAUUUUGAACGUUUAGAAAUCUCCAAAGCUUUUACAAAUGUGAUAAUUAAUGACACGAGUGUCAAGAAAACCCUCAAAGUGUAUGGUAGAUAUCUGAUUGAAAAUAAUCAUGUGCAAAGUUUGUUCAAAUAAAUAUUAUAAUAUGCCGAUCAUGAAAAUAGUUAAUCUUAUGCAUUGUAACUUCUGUAGCUUUGCACCAUGGCUUGAAAUUUUGGUUCUUUUAAAGUUGCAAAUGUCGUAUUUUGCUACUUUUACAUGUUGUUGUGAUAAAUAACUACAUUUUAAUCUAUUCCACAUACUAUCUUUGUUUAUUAAAAAUAUGGUUCAACAUAAUUGAGUUAAAAACCAUGCGAAGCACACGUCUAAUAACAAGUCUAAUCACAUAACCAACCAAUGACGUAAUUUUGAGAAGCGAUGUCAUAACAUGAUGUUACUUACCUAGUCUUAGCUCUGUGCCUGUGAAAUAUGGAAAUUACAUUUCAUAUUUCAUUAAAAAAGUAAUGUUCAUUGUAACUUUAUUUUCUUUUGUUAUUGGUUGAUCAUUAUAAUGUUAUUUUCUAUUGAGUGAAGAUGAUGUUGCUUACCAAAAUGAGGUCAUUUCAUCGUUUACUUAUUUUAAAUAUUUUAACACUGCCCAUGUUAAAAAAACAAUAUUAAUGUGGAUAGUAAAGAAAUUAUUACACUCACAUGUGAGUCAUACUGAUUUUACGAAACGUGUGUCAUGAUUCAUGUAUUAUCCGUGCUCUUGUUUAGGCAAUACGAGAAUCCUAAUACUUGUUUUGUAAAAUCAGUACACCACACAAGCUCGUAUAAUAAUCUCUAUAUAAUUAACUUGAGAGUCUUAAAACUGUAACGUAUUGCCAUUUGGCAUCUAAAGUAUCUUCCUUGGGAAUUAUUUACAAAAACGUAAAUUAGACAAAAUAUUAAUCAUGUAUCCAUUAAAGGCAUAUUGUCACAGACCACUGACCUAUAAAAUGGCCUAACAAAGUAUUACCUGAAAAAAUAAUAUUGGAUCUAUCCCUAAAUGUACUUUAUUCAACCAUUUACGUAGCCACCAUAUUCCACUUAUUAAGGAUAUUAUAUACAAAUAAUUAAAUUAUGGCAAUGGUCCAUAAUUAAAAAACUAAAAUUGCGGAGAGGGUUGACAUGGAUUUCACUCCAUCGUGGUUCAGUUAUGGUGAUGCGAUAGCUAGAUUUGGUUUCCAAAAAUUAAUGUAAUUUGUAUUUAUUAUAAAUUUUUAGAGAAAUAAGGCCCUUAAAUCCAUGACAGUAUGCCUUUAAAAUAGCAGCCAGUUCUUUAUCAGUAUAGAGAAGUAAUUCAAAGCCAACCUGUGAUGUCACAUACAUGUACAUUGUAUUAACAUGUUGGUCACCUUUAUUGGAUUUUCCAACAAUAUAAAUUUAUAAAAUAGUAGCAAAUGAAAUUAUUUGGAUGUAAUAUUUUGUGGCCGUGUAAUUCAAGGUAUACUCUGUACACCUCACAAGAAAAAUUAAUAAAUAGUUUUGGUCAGCAAUCAACUUUGAGACUGCCUCUGUAAUGUAUCAGAUCUUGUUGAGAAUCAUGUUGGUCAGGGUCCACAGUCUUUGGUCUCAGCUGGUGGAAAUUAUCAUUGUAUUACCUAGGGCACUAGGCAAAGCUUCUGUCUGUGAGACCUGGUAACGUUUUCAAACAUUUGUUGAACGCUGGUGUGUCUGCAAUAAGCACAACAUUUAUGGAAGACACAAGGUACAUUUAAGUAUCUCUGAAAUACAUAUUUUAUGAUAUAUCAGUUUGAUGAAUAUGAGAAUUAUGUUUAAAGAUUGGCAAUGCAGUUGUCCUCAUAAAAUAACCAGAUGACUCUCUUUUUUUUUCUCUCUCUCUUUUUGUGACUAAAACCACAUGUUUUAUGCUCCACAUAAUUUGAUGAUUGUAUUGGACUAUUUGUUGUGAACUUUUACUGAUUUUAUCUUGUAUGAACUGAAAUCAAAGACUGAACAUAUCCCAUGUUUCCUACAGAUGUAUCUAUGGGGCAAGUGUUAACCCUUUAUCAGUUAAUGUGAGCCUGCCAUGCAAUCUUAUUCAGAAUGUUUCAAAGGCAUAAUAGUGAUUUUACAGCUGUGUACUUGCAUCUUUAUAGACUUAAUUUCAAAGAAAACCAUUAAAACAUUUUGUGAUCUUUAUCUUUUCUUUUUUUUUCUUUUCUGUUAUAAAGUCAUCAUUUGGAAUACAGCAGUGCUAAUAUUAUUGUGUAUAUAUAUAUAUAGUUUGUAUAAACAAAAAAGUAAGUUCACCAAAUCUAUUAUACCAAUGAUAGGAACAUCAUUCUAUCCAAUCUACUACUUAAAUACAGUGUUUCUGAUACUUCCAGUUAAACUUUUAAUCGAAUAAUCCUGAGUAUUAAUUAUUCUCUUUUUCUAGCUAAUUUCCACAAGGUUAUAUCAAGGUUAAGUCAUUGAGGAUAUGACUUUUUUUUUUUUUUUUGGUUGGUUAACAGUUGUGCUAAAACAUAAAUUUGAGCAAUGGUCACUUCUUUACAAUAUUUUGGUUUAUUCCUGCAGUAGUAACAGUAAAUUGUGUGUUUUAUUAUUCACCGCCAUUGUAUAUAUUUCAUCUUUGUAUUGUUUCAUUUCAUAUAUACGUCUGUUCCUGCACUGGGCCCCAUUCCACGAAGCGAUCUUAGCCCUAAGAUUACCGUAAGCGCAUAGCUACCCUAUGCACUUCAUUUGAUCUUAGGGCUAAGAUCGCUUCGUGGAACGGGGCCCUGGACAGUUAUUUCAAUAUUCCAUGAUUAUAUAAUAUGAGUAUCUACAUCAGUUACAAAGUUGAUUAUUUGUAAAUAUAUAAUUAUAUUCUGUACAUGAUCAGCCCAACUUACGUAAGUAAUUAUUUACUUAAUUUUAAUGUCUCAGUUGUUUAUUUAUUGUGCAUUAUACUAGAAACACCAUUCAGACCCUCAUUUUGUCCCCGCCCCUAAAAAUGUCUAUAUUUGUACAUUAUACAAGAAGCACCAACAUGUCCCACAUUUUGCGCUCCUCACCGCUAAAGUUAUUUGUACAUUAUACAAGAGCAAUAUCAGGUCCCUUAUUUUGCACAUACACCCCUACCCUGCUAUAUUAUUAUUAUAUUUAAUUAUACCAAAAUCACCAAUAGGUCCCUUGUGGUGUGCCACCCCACCUGCAAGUUAUCUGUCCAUUAUACCAGAAGCAACAUCAAGUCUUGUACAUGUAUUCUGUGCUCUUCCUCCAAGUUAUUAUUUGAAUAUUUUACCAGAAGCACCAAAACUAAACACAUACCACAUUUUGUGGACCCCAAAAGGUUUUUUUGUUUUGUUUUGUUAAAUCACUGGCUAAUAAGAAAUUAAAAAUCACAUUAUAUGUGUAUUUUGUCAAUAGCAAUGUCCUGUGCUAUAAUGAACUGUGUGACUAUUAUAACACUAAAUAAGACGAUUGUAUGGUAUUACAUCCAAAUUAUGAAAUCGAGAAAUACCUUCAAGACAUUUUGCAUGAAGUUGUGUUGAAGUAAUCUACUGAAUAAUAAAACUUUAUUAUCCUUCAAAAUGUAUCAUAUUUAAUUAUUAUAAAUGUGUGUUGGAGCCAAAGCAGAAACAAUGAAUCCUUACAAAGAUCUUAAAAUAGAACAAGGAGAUUUUUAACAUCAAGUAGUCACUAACAAAAUGCUCCAUACUUUAUUGUGGAAACAAAGAAACAAAAACUAAGGAAAAGACCAUGAUGAUUUAAAAAAAAAAUUGUAUGUAUGUCUACAGACUGAGUAGAAGUAGAAGGGGAUAUAUAUAUUGGUGAAGAAUUUUAGUUUUCAUCACAUAAAACCAAAAUUGUUGGUACAUAAUAUUUGUUAUAUCUUAUUGGUUAAUAAUGAAAUGAUGUCUCUCUUCAUAGAAGUAAAGAGUUAUGGUUUUCUACUGUUUUGUCAGUCCAGCCAUCACAGAUUUAAACCUAAAAUUAGUUGGGCUUUAUUUUUUCAUAGUUUUCUUUUCUUUCUUUUUAUUCUUUUUUUUUUUCUUUCUUUUUUCUUUUUAUAUUGAAUCAUAUUUGGCAUAGAGAAUUGCUAUCAUUUGUUUGACCCUUAUGGCAUUAUAUUUAGCUGCUUACUUGUAUAAUUUUGCUCCGACAAUGAUGGUCACCAUUUUCUUUAGUUAAACUGGUAGUAUAAUGUCGAAUUGUCAUGAUCUGACAAUGAUCAAACAUGUAUUUUGUUACAUGUUUCGUGUCGCCACAUAGAACUGCUUGUAUAUCAAUAUUUAUUGUGCAAUAUAUUUGUUUUCUUUUGAUGUAGAACUUGCAGUUUAUUUGUCCGUGAAAUGGUCAAGCAGUGUCAUAGAGUUCAGGGUAAUUUUUAUGAAUAUAUUUAUGAAAAUGAUGCUACAUUUAUAAUAUACACCAUAUAUAUGUACACCUUAAAAUAUGGAUAAUCAAAAUGGCUUCAUGUAAUUAAUAAUGAAAUAAAACAUUUUUUAAAAUGUACUUUGGUGUUUUUAGACAGCAUUCCUUUCCUUUCUGUUACAAAAAUGGGAACAUUAAGAGACAUUUCUGUUUGUUUGUGCUUGCUUGGUUAGAACAAAAUUAAGCAAAAAAUCAACUGAUAUUUGAAACUGUACAAUUAUUAAUUUUGUUUUUUAAUUAUUAUUAUUAUUAUUUUAUUUGUUUUUGUUCAUUAUUAUGGCUAGUUUCUGUAUUAAUUCCUAGUUAUAAUCAUUCAUGGUGGUUAUUCGAGCAGGUAAUAUGUGAUAUUUUCAAUAAUAUAUGAAUUUUCUUUAAAUGCCAUUUGUUUGUAAAAGUAUAUUUUAAUGCAUAGUCAUUUGAUGUAUUGUGCAGUUUGUAUAUUAAAAUGUUUUCAUCAAA